Molecule: messenger RNA, 1319 nt
Organism: Hippocampus comes (tiger tail seahorse)
Lineage: Eukaryota; Metazoa; Chordata; Actinopteri; Syngnathiformes; Syngnathidae
Gene: castor1
Product: cytosolic arginine sensor for mTORC1 subunit 1
Exons: 9
Coding region: 128-1129 (333 amino acids)
Biological process (GO): negative regulation of TORC1 signaling
Molecular function (GO): arginine binding
Source: RefSeq, a predicted model, not a curated record
CAUAGUUGUUGCGCGGGGCUGGGCUUGUCGGAUGUUUUUCGUCGUGAGGAGUGCUAGUGUACGGGUGGGUGUGCACAGUUAGUCAUUGUGGUUGGUGUCAAGCGCUAACAAGCGCUUUCAAGUGGACAUGGAGCUGCACAUUCUGGACCACCGGCUGCGGGUCACCAGCAUCACCAAAAGCGGCCUGGCGCAUUUCACGCAUCCGCUGAUCAAGCUGAUAUUCCUCCGCCACCGGACACGAUGCAAGUUCUUCAGUAUGACCGAGACCCCCGAGAACUACACCGUCGUGUUGGAUGAGGAAGGCUUCAAAGAGCUGGAGGCCUCGUCGCAGCUGCAGGCGGAGGGCUCGGUGUGGCUGCCGCUCAACGUGCUCUCUGACGCCAACGCCUCGCUCGGCUCGCAGGCGGUGGGCGUCACCAAGAUCGCCGAGUCGGUCAUCGCGCCUCUGGCCCGCCAGCACGUCUCCGUCUUCAUGGUGUCCACCUAUCAGACCGACUUCAUCCUGGUGAGAGAGAAGGACCUGCCGGUGGUGGUGGGCACUCUGGAGGAGUUCAACAUCUUCCGUGAAGUCGGAGGAGAGUCGCUCCUAGUCCGUGGCCACGACAUCGCCAACGGCCUGCACAACAACGGCAAAGAAGCCGUGCCGGCCACCCUUCACCCAGUGCUCAUCCCUCAUAACCGCUUCUGCGUCAUGUCCCUGGACCCGGAUACUCUGCCGUCCAUUGCCACCACGCUCAUCGACGUGCUCUUCUACUCCGGAAGCCCCAAACAAGACGAGGCCACGUCUCCCAGCACAGACUUGGACCAGAUCAAGUUCUUCUCCUUCUCCCUCAUUGACGGUUACGUCUCGUUGGUCAUGGACACGGACGCUCAAAGACGCUUCCCCGCCGACCUCCUCUUCACCAGCUCGUCCGGGGAACUGUGGAGGAUGGUGCGCAUUGGCGGACAACCGCUCGGCUUCGAUGAGUGCGGCAUCGUGGCGCAGAUCUCACAGCCGCUGGCCGACUGCGACAUCUCCGCCUACUACAUCAGCACCUUCAGUUUCGACCACGCUCUGGUCCCCGAAGAGGACAUCGCUCGUGUGAGCGACAUGCUGCACAAGCAACGGACGGACCCGACCACCGGCUGAGCUCGGAGCCGCCCAAAGCCGCCUCGGACGCCGCAAGCACUUCUCGCUCCAGCCAUUGCCCACUGACGUUUUGUUUUGUCCGCUUUUUUUAGACGCGGUCCUCCCGAAAAAGCAGAUAACGUCCUCAACGCCCUGAGGCAAAGCGUCUUUUGAAUGGGUCAGCGUUUUGUAAGGAAGUAAAAAAAAAAAA